Messenger RNA from Teleopsis dalmanni, 1932 nucleotides. RefSeq names its product putative fatty acyl-CoA reductase CG8306. Gene Ontology annotation, cellular component: peroxisome. Gene Ontology annotation, molecular function: alcohol-forming very long-chain fatty acyl-CoA reductase (NADP+) activity. Gene Ontology annotation, biological process: long-chain fatty-acyl-CoA metabolic process. The record is from RefSeq and is a predicted model, not a curated record. Lineage: Eukaryota; Metazoa; Arthropoda; Insecta; Diptera; Diopsidae. The transcript is spliced from 10 exons. Bases 254 to 1810 code for a protein of 518 amino acids.
CAGUUCGUAUUUUAACGCCAAACGAGUCGGUUGUGUGCUCGGUUAAGAACGUAAAUGCGAUAAAAUAAUUUCGAUCAAAUUUACUUGAGUGUGUGUAGGUUGCAAAUAUUGCUUUAAAUGAAUUUAAAAAAAAAUAACUAAGCAACAACGCAAGUCAGAAAAGCUAUUGACUCUUUUAAAAAAAUUUGUGCCGGUUACAAAUACUGCUAACAAAAUAGGCAAAAAGUAAACAAGUUUCAACUUUUAACAAAAAAUGGCAGAAAAUAUAUCUACGCCUGUUAAAGACUUUUAUGCUGGUCGUAAUGUCUUCAUUACUGGAGCUACAGGUUUUGUUGGUGUAACUAUUAUAGAGAAAUUGUUACGUGAUAUACCCAACAUUGCCACUAUAUACUUAUUAAUGCGCCCCAAAAAGGGAAAAUCUGUAGAACAACGUUUAGAAGAUAUAAAAAAUAAUUCGGUAUUUGAUAAAUUCAAAGAAUCAAAGUUGGAAUCACGUUUCUCAAAGCUUGUACCGAUCGAGGGAGAUGUUGGUGAAGAACAUUUAGGAAUCUCCGAAAUCAAUCGUCAAAUUUUAAUUGAAAAUGUGCAUGUAGUAUUCCAUUCGGCUGCUACUUUGGAUUUUUUCCAAACUCUUAAGACAACAACAAAUAUCAAUUUGCGAGGCACAAGACGUGUUGUUGAACUAUGCAAGCAAAUACAAAAUUUACAGGCACUUGUGCAUGUUUCCAGCGCUUAUGUUAAUUCAUAUAUAACUGAAGUGGAAGAAAAGUUAUAUCCAUCACCAGAUGAUCCCGAAAAGGUUAUACAUUUAGCUGAAACACUUACUGAUGAAGCUCUUAAAGAUUUGGAACCGAAACUACUUAAAGAUCAUCCCAAUACUUAUACAUUUACAAAACAUCUCGCAGAACAUGAGGUGGCUAACGUAGCUAAAAGUUUUCCAUGUGGCAUUGUACGUCCCAGUAUGAUUACGCCUGCUUGGAAGCAACCUAUACCAGGUUGGACUAUAUCUAAAAAUGGUCCACAAGGUUUCUUUAUGGGCGCUUCAAAUGGUAUUCUACGUCGUUUGCCAUUAGAUCCAUCUAUAAUUAUGGAUUAUAUACCGGUUGAUGUGGUAGUCAAUGCAAUUAUUACCACCGGAUAUUAUGUUAAUGCGCUGAAAAUUAAAAAUGGCAAACCAGCGGAAUUACAGAUAUUCCAUUUAACUUCAAGCACCUAUAAGCCAUUCCGUUUUGAAUUAUUAAUAAAUAAAAUUAAUCGAUUCCUGCAUGACUAUCCAUUGGUUUCAGCAGUUUGGUAUCCAAAUCUUAAGCUAGUACGUAGUCUCUUCCUGUUUCGCUUGGGCGCCAUAUUAUUUCAUUUCAUUCCCGGUUACAUAUUGGACUUUGUGACAAAACUGAGUGGUGGUCGACCAAUACUUGUGAAGUUACACAAAAACGUAUGGAAUUCGUUAAGUACUCUGGAACGUUUCAUUUUUACGGAAUGGCAUUACGAUAAUAGACGCGCGCUUGAAAUGGCUAAAAGUUUGGAUAAACUGGACCAAAGUAUCUUCUUCCUUGAUAUUGGUGAGUUAAGUUGGGAUGAAUACUUCCAGAACACAAUCUUGGGUGUGCGCCAAUACUUAAGCAAAGAAUCACCAAAAACCUUAAAUGCUGCAAGAAAAAAAGAUAAAGUACUCCUGGCAAUGCACGUUGGCUUGCAAUUAGCUUUCUAUUACGGCUUCUUCAAAUUAAUCAUUCUCUUGUUUGGCAUAUCCAAUGCAAAGGCCGCAUUAUUGUUGCCUGUGGUUUACUACUUGUUGGGAUUACUUUAAUUGAAUAAAUAAAUUAGUUAUAAUUCUAAGUUAUUAAUUCAACAGGCUUCAAUGUUUUUCUUCUUCAUAAUUUAUAUUUAUACACAAAUAGUUUUAGCUCUGGUUUAAAAUAAACAAUUUGU